UCGGGAAGAUGAGAAUCGCCCAUCCUCCUCAUUUCAUUUCCUUUUGUUUAUUGUUCUUCCGGACAUGUUUGAAUCCUUCCGAUUCAUUUUCUCGUUUCCUCGUUAAUUGCAGAUGAAGAGAGCGAUCUCUGCUCCCUAAAAGUUGCGUCGACUCCGCCUCCGAGAUUUUUUUUCACCGUAGCAAUCUGAUAGACUGAAGACGGUGUAGUAAGAAUUGUAUUUUGCUCCGAGGGUUAGUUAGAGGGAGGAUCCAAUCGAUUCUGGUUGUUUGCUUGUCUGAAGAGUUGGACAUAUCAGUAUUAGAGAAAUGCCUGCACAGAAGAUUGAAAGUGGUCAUCAGGAUACCGUUCAUGAUGUGGCGAUGGAUUAUUAUGGCAAGCGCCUUGCAACAGCUUCAUCCGAUCAGACCAUUAAGAUAAUUGGAGUCAGCAACUCAGCUUCUCAGCAUCUAGCCACGCUUACUGGUCACCAAGGACCAGUUUGGCAGGCUGCUUGGGCGCACCCAAAAUUCGGGUCGUUAUUGGCUUCGUGUUCUUAUGAUGGACGUGUGAUUAUAUGGAAGGAAGGCAAUCAGAAUGAAUGGACUCAAGCUCAUGUUUUUGAUGAUCACAAAUCAUCGGUUAAUUCUAUCGCUUGGGCUCCUCACGAAUUGGGUCUAUGUUUGGCGUGUGGUUCGUCUGAUGGGAAUAUCUCAGUAUUCACCGCAAGGCAGGAUGGUGGUUGGGAUACAUCGAGGAUCGACCAAGCUCACCCACUAGGUGUUACUUCAGUUUCAUGGGCCCCUUCGACUGCACCCGGUGCUCUUGUUGGUUCUGGCUUGGUUGAUCCUGUACUAAAGCUUUGCUCUGGUGGUUGUGAUAAUACUGUGAAGGUUUGGAAACCAUAUAAUGGAGUUUGGAAGAUGGACUGUUUCCCUGCACUUCAAAUGCACACUGAUUGGGUUAGGGAUGUUGCAUGGGCGCCUAAUCUUGGACUACCGAAAUCUACUAUUGCAAGUGCUUCUCAGGAUGGAAAAGUUAUUAUAUGGACGGUUGCCAGAGAAGGGGAUCAAUGGGAAGGUAAGAUAUUGAAUGACUUCAAAACUCCUGUCUGGAGGGUCUCAUGGUCUUUGACUGGAAACAUCUUGGCCGUGGCUGAUGGGAACAACAAUGUGAGUUUGUGGAAGGAAGCUGUUGAUGGGGACUGGCAACAGGUGACAACCGUAGAGCCAUGAUCCAGUUUUAAAAUUUUUGCAGUGCAUUUGAUUUCAGGCUUUAUAAUCUGCUUAGUACAUGAGAGAUAUCUUGUUUCUUUUGGAAUAUAUAUCCUUUGACUUGUUUUUCUAUUUUAAAUCAUUUAACUACUGAUUCACUUUGAACA
Messenger RNA from Momordica charantia (bitter melon), 1359 nucleotides. Its product is annotated as protein transport protein SEC13 homolog B. Gene Ontology annotation, cellular component: COPII vesicle coat; nuclear pore outer ring. Gene Ontology annotation, biological process: protein import into nucleus; COPII-coated vesicle budding. The record is from RefSeq and is a predicted model, not a curated record. Lineage: Eukaryota; Viridiplantae; Streptophyta; Magnoliopsida; Cucurbitales; Cucurbitaceae. Gene Ontology annotation, molecular function: protein binding; structural molecule activity.